Messenger RNA from Manduca sexta (tobacco hornworm), 1433 nucleotides. RefSeq names its product putative fatty acyl-CoA reductase CG5065. Gene Ontology annotation, cellular component: peroxisome. Gene Ontology annotation, biological process: long-chain fatty-acyl-CoA metabolic process. Lineage: Eukaryota; Metazoa; Arthropoda; Insecta; Lepidoptera; Sphingidae. Gene Ontology annotation, molecular function: alcohol-forming very long-chain fatty acyl-CoA reductase (NADP+) activity. The record is from RefSeq and is a predicted model, not a curated record.
GCAUCUGUAGGGGUGUCGUCGGAAACAGACGCAACAUACUGGAUCUUAUACCAGUGGACUACGUGUCAAACCUCACUUUGAUAUCAGCUGCUAAGUGUAAUAGCAAAGGUCAGCUCACUGUGCUAAAUAGCUGCUCAAGCCAUGUCAACCCGAUUACAUGUGGAGAACUUGUGAAGCUUUACACACAACAGAGCGUAAAGGAAAGAUUUUACAGUCUGCCGUUUCCUGGAGUAAUUCUGAUGACGAAAUACAAAUGGAUAUUAAGAGUAAUAUCUUUUAAUAUGAAGACAGUAGCUUUCGUUGUGGACCUCGUUCUACGUAUUAUCGGAAGGAAACCUAAAUACGUAAAGUUAAUAAAAAUGUCAGACUACGCUCGCGAUUUAGUUGAGUAUUUCACGUCUCACUCCUGGGUCUUCAAGUGCGACGAAGUCCGCGCCCUCUACGCCUCCCUGAGCCUUCAAGAUCAAAAGACUUUCCCCUGUGAUCCAUCACACAUCGUCUGGAACCAAUACAUACCGUUAUAUUUUAAUAGUGUUAAAAAACACUUACUUGAUACGCAGAAAAGGUUUUAAUUCUCAAAAUCCGAAUGUAAUAUUUUAGUUGGUUAGAUUGGUUAAUCAGUUUUAUGGCUUAUGAUAAAAAUAUGGUGCUACAACGUGGUAAAAGAAUGCCGUCCCCGGCUCCGCAUUCUCGCGGAUGCGCCUAAUUACAUAAAUAACCAACAAAGGCUGCAAGCGUUACCUACACAUACUGGAUUUGCUCGUUCUGAAGCCGCUUGUCUUCCGUUUCGUGCCCUUCAACUCCGAAGAAAAUUUACCCAGAACUUGCGGGAAGGCGAGGCGAAGUUACAUGGUUAUAGGCGAGGGCUUUAACUACAUCCACGCCCUCGUGUCCCCUCAUUAGCUCCUAGAGAAUGUGGAUCGGGCAUUAUGGUCAACACACGUGAAUGCAGUACAGUCGCUUCGAUGAAAAUUCGCGUUGUUAUCGCGCAACCGUCUUCUGACUCCUCCGUUGUAAUUUAACAACAAUGAAAUAUAUUGUGAUGAUUCUGAAUAUCGUAUGUAAUAAUUUUGGGAUAUGAAUGUUUUAGUUUAUUAGUCACAACAAAACGGCAUAAUAUGCCAUUAAUCAUAGUGGACCGAGAUAUAAAAUAAGUAUUAUAGUUAUAAAUUAGUUUUAAGUGGUGAAUAUGUAAAAAUAUGUUUAGUUAGGUACUCGUUUUACCCAUGGCGACGAAGCGAUGUGCCGCGCGAAUCGUAUCGAGAUAUCACCGCGUGAACUCUGGCAACAAGUCUGCGCGUGGUCUUAAAUAUUGCCAUUACUGGGAAUAAACUAAUGUCCAAGGAUAAAUAAAAAAAAUAUUAUCGAAAUGAUUCCCAAAUAAAGCAACAACAGACGUAAUUGUCAAAAAAAGUGUUAUUUUUCUACUCGAC